Messenger RNA from Styela clava, 2463 nucleotides. RefSeq lists its product as uncharacterized. NCBI's taxonomy places the organism in Eukaryota, Metazoa, Chordata, Ascidiacea, Stolidobranchia, Styelidae. The record is from RefSeq and is a predicted model, not a curated record.
UUCUCACUGUCGUAUAUAACGCCCCGACAGUGAGAAUGUUUACAAUAAAACUUUUUUUGACAGGAAGUUUCAAUUUCAAAUUAAACGGAAAAAUAGCCUAACUUUCAUUUGCGUUUCGCAGCACUUGUAAACUCAUUCGGAUCCAGCAAAUCGACAUUGAAAUUGUAUAGUGCUGUUGGCGACGACAGAUCUCUACUGUUCGAAAAAUUUAAAAAUUCGUUUGUUUGUCGUCUGUAUUGUUUGGUAUGAAGUAACACAAAGGAAGCAGACCUGUCUGUAGUUAGUCAACGAGAAGCGAACUUCAUCAGGUAUUGAUGUUCUUGUUUUGAAAGCAAGCAAACAAACUUUUAUAUUAUGAAUUCAGGCAUAAUCGCUCUCUAACCACGAGCAAACAAAAGAAAUUCUAUCGAUACUGCGAGCAGUAGUUGUCAAAAAGUCCGUGCAAUAUUCGGCCAUGUCUAGAGGCGGUGGAGUUGGUGGACCCGCCACUCUUAGUUCCUUCAGAGUGCAAAAAGCUUUUAGUAUCAAUUUUAGGGAAAAUAAAAGACUUCGAGCAACGAUAAGACUGAUUGAAGGUGAGCAUAUGAGAGCGAUUCGUCAAGUUAAACAAGAAAUUACAGAAACAAAGCUAUGGCUAAAAGGAGUACAGGAGAAUACUGGCUAUAGUCAGCAUGGUAUUCCUAAUACCGAAAGACAUUUCAUGUUUUCGCCUACGGCAUCAAGGAGAAUGAGUUUACCCGCGUCUGUUGCAUCAAAUGAAAGAGGAUCGCCAAGACCAGCGACCAGAGCAAGAACCAGCCAACCAGACAUCAUGUACGGCCAACCUAUAGAAGAAGAUAAUGAACCUGGUGGACCCGAUGCUUCUCCUCCACAUGUUAGAUUUGCUUGGACGGAACAAGGACCACGACGAGGUUCACGCGAUCCGAUGUCCACUUCAGUUGCACCUCAACCCCCAGCCACCGCAGGUCCGGAGACUGGAGUAAUACAAUUACCUGAGCCACGACCAUUUAGCAGGAGGCAAAGUUUUCUUCCAAAGGAAGAUCGUGGUCAACCUUUAGUAGUUCCGGAAACAGUCGCAGAAGAGGAAAAGAAAGAAACUGCUAGUCUUUACGGUGGAGCCAUGGAGGCAAAGCCCAGAAUCCACAGUGCCACAAGCAUGAGGAGUAAUCAAUCCCUCAAUGCCUACCAGAGGAGACAUAUGCUUCAAUCCAUGGUUGUUAAAAAGCAAUCAUCACUUGAGGGCAAAAAAGACAUUCAUAAGAAAGAGUGCGUUCGUGUAAAUUCAAAAGUUUUAGACUAUUUGAACAAUUUAUCAGAAAAGAUGAAGAUUACUCUGCCCGAUGUAUCACUGUUUGAUCAUGACCCAGAAAAACACAACACACCAUUUGCAAAAGAUGUGAAUAUAACAGCAUGAUUUUGGAGAUAUUAUAGGCUGCCAUUCUAACAGUAUUGUAUUUAUAUUAAAUGCAAAAUGGAAGACUGCCUAAAUGACUUUUCCCUAAAGUGCAUUGCUCGAGGUCCCUGAAAUAUAUGAUGUGAAAUUGAACUAUUGACAUAUGCAUGACAUCACUGCUUCAUUGAGAACAUAUCAUUAUUCAGCAUACAAAGUGCUUAAUUAUGCUUCGAUUAUUUGGAUUCCCAACGCUUUAUUGAUCGGAUUCCAUUUAUCACCCCAUAUUGAUUUCAUUUAAAAAGACAAAAGUACGCGCAAUUGUUUUUCACUUCCUAUUCCACCAAACAUCGAUCAUUUUACAUUCAGCUUCCAAUCUGAAAAAUUGGCUUAAAUGAUACCCUAAUGAAUUCUAUGGGACGCACUGGGACAUAGGCCAUGGGAUUUAGAGUCUUGCGAGCAAAAUAAUAUGCGUCGUAACUGAGAAUCAAUGACAAUGCCCUCAAUGCUAAUACUCUAAAAGUCUACACUUUGAACAAUCAUUUAUCAUUGUGUUCGUAUAGUCACUAAAUUUUAAUAUCCCCAGUUGAUUUUACUUUUUCCAAUAACGACAGCGUAGUGUAUUGGAGCGCAAUCAAUUAUCUUAAAUGGAAUGACGAUACGAAAUCUGUUGCAAAUUAUUUAUAUAGGUCAUUAUCAGCGUGUGAUCAUGUAUCAAUAUAUAUUACUAAAACUAACUCUUUUACCCUUAUAUAUGGCUGUGCCAAGUUUGUCACACACGAGAACCAGUUGUGAUUCAUUACUUCUGGAGCAAUACCUUUUCUUUUACAAUGCGAUAUGUGAUUAUGCUUUAGCUAUGUUUUACAUUUUUACAUGGCAUACAUAUACGUUAAGUUUGUAUGUAAAGUGUGUAACUAAGACUUAACUUAUUUUUAUUUAUUUUUUCGAGUGAGCAUUUGCAGACGAUAACUGCCUCUCUCCGGCUUGACCACAGCGUCUAUGACUAUAAUAGAUUCUCUCUGCAUAUCUUACACUGUUUAUUUAUUUAUUUGAAUAAAAUAUUUACAUAUCUA